CGGUGGUGCCGGGAUGCGGCCGAGCGGCUCGGCUGGGGGCCGCUGCCGCGCUGUCUCCCGGGUGCUGAGUAUUCUGUUCUUUCAGGGUGUUUACACAGUCCUUUCAUUGGAGAUUAAAGCAGAUGCCCAUGUUCGAGGUUAUAUUGGAGAAAGUAUCAAGCUGAAAUGCACCUUCAGAUCAUCUUCUCCUGUCUCUGACAAGCUCACAAUAGAUUGGACUUAUCGACCUCCUACCAGCAGUCGCACAGAGACAAUUUUUCAUUAUCAAUCUUUCCAGUACCCAACCACAGCUGGCACGUUCCGUGAUCGAAUUUCUUGGGUUGGAGAUGUUUACCGAGGCGAUGCAUCUAUUAGCAUAAGCAACCCAACCAUGAGAGAUAAUGGAACAUUCAGCUGUACUGUGAAGAAUCCUCCAGAUGUUCACCACAAUAUUCCUAUGACAGAGCUGAUAGUCACUGAAAGGGGUUUUGCCAUCCAACUCUCCUCUGCUGCACUGCUCUCCAUUCUUGUCUUCAUUCCUUCAGCUGUGGUGGUCAUUCUGCUCUUGGUGAGAAUGGGGAGGAAGUCUGCAGGGCUAAAGAAGAAGAGCAAGCCUGGCUACAAAAAGUCAUCUAUUGAAGUUUCAGAUGACACUGACCAGGGAGAAGAUGAAGACUGCAUGAGAAGACUUUGUACCCGUUGUGCUGAAUGUCUGGAUUCGGAUGUUGAAGAAGCAUAUUGAUGACAGGAUAAAGAAUUUCAGAAUCAUCUGGCUUCAGAACUUAAGAAUCAUCUGUUGAUCUUCAGAAGAAUCCGUUCCUUUAUUUGUUGAAGUUUUGUGUGUGAUUGAAGUUGGCUCGGACUACCAUGUUGAAAAGCCAUGUUGGAUGAUCCUGAGUUCAGUAGUCAAGACUGUCCAGUAACUUUAUUUAUUGAAGAAAUUUUUUUAAUAUUUAUAAAAUGUUUAAAGACCUUAAUAGAAGAGAUGCAUAAAAAGUAGAGCUCCUAGUUAUAAUAGUUUACUAAGUUAUAUUCUGGUUGUACUGAGCACUUAUUUUCCUGACUAGGAAGAUACAUAUUGUUUGUGUUGCAUUCUACGUAUUGUAUGUUUUCUUCCACUUGUUUGACGGAGAAUCAUAAAUAUUUGUUAUUUACUGACUGCAGAUGAUCUUUUCUUUCAUGGGAUUGUCAUCUGUAACAUCCUUUUGUUCUUAACUGUCAGGCAAAAUUAUUUGUGGUAGUGUUGUACUUGGUCAGUUUUUAGCUUGGAGCUACUAAUUGAACAGUAAUCAACUACUUAUUUCUCUCCUUUUACUGAAGCUGUAAAAUUUCAUUGUGUAUUAUAAUCUCAAAAUCAUUUAGACUGUAUAAAUUGUAAUCAUUCAAGAUUAGUCAAAUUCUGCUUUGUUUCAGUACUAUAUUUUUUCAUGUUAAAUGUAUCAAUUUAUAUUUAAGGAAAGGAGUAGUGGGGCAGUGGAAUUCAUUUCUUCUGGCUUGCUAGACCAUAACUGGGCUGGGAUUGUAAUGAGUAAUAUCUUAUUGUCAUACUUCCUUGCCUAUUCAGCUACUCUCUGUUUUGCUCCUUGGCUUUUAAGCCAGAGGCUGAAAAAACUCUCUGGAAUUUUCCAGUAUGAAAUUAUAGGCUAUUAUAGCUUCUAUUUUAAAUGGCAGUGUUUUCUAAUCUCUCAGAGUUGAUGAUUUUCCAAAUUCACAAAGUAUGCACACUAUUAAUCAUUUCAGAUGUGAAUCAAGAGUUAGAAGCAUGGACGAGGACUGUACAGAUCCAUAAUUUCCCAUUCUAUCUUCUGCCUUCUAUGUGCUCUAUGUACUCCAUCUUAAUUCUCUAGUGCAUGACAGUUAAGCCAAAUGAAAUGCACAUAUUUUAUAUGCUGAAAUUUUAACAUUUUUCCAUAUAUAGAAAAUUAAAUUUUAGAUGUCAUAAAACUUUUAAGAAAUAUGUGUGCCACAUGAAGAAAAGUUGAUAAUAUAUUUCAACUAUCUAGAGAUUGUUUUCUUAAUUUUUUGUAUUCAAAAAAGCUCUUUCUGUUUUUGUUUUUUCUGCUAUAACUGAUUUGGUGCUUCUGGUGUUUUCCAAGUUCUGGCACUUCACAGAAUAUGUGACAUUAAAACUCACUGUUCCCUUCUUCUUUUUAGAUUUUUAGCCCAGAUCAGGUUUUUUUUUUUUUUUUUUUUUUUUUUUUUUUUUUUUUUUUUUUUUUUUUUUUUCUGGUUGUUAUUUUUACCAGAGAAUGAGCUCAGAUGCAUUGUGGUAUCUCCCAUUGAUUCAUUUAACCCUCCUUGGUUAAAUUGUUUUACAAAUAAGAAAAUAUGGUUACCUAACUAAGGUUGCUGUUUAUCUAAGAUCACAGAAAUGUUCCAGCCAAAUCUGGGACUUGUACUUUGCUUUUUUCCGUGUAGUCUCAUAAUUUAUUGGAUCAUAUGAUAAUUGAUUUUAAGGCUGAUUCAAUGAAAUUCUAGGACCCAGCUAUUUAAACUGGGGAUUGUGAAGCCAUAUGGAGUCUUGUAACUGAAUGUGGGGUUGCAAAAUUAUGAUUUAUUAUCAGUAAAGUUUGAUUUGUUUUCCUAUUUUAUUUUCUUACACGCCCAGGGUCAUGUAAAGAUUUCUCUGGCGAAAAGAGGUCAUGAAUGGAAAAAGUUUAAAAAGCUCUGCUAUACAAAGAUAAUUUAAGUAAUAAGCUGAACUUUUAAGUAUUCCUAAAUGGCAAUGUAGGCAUUUUCUCAGCUCCUUGAGAAGGGGAAUAAUACUUCAGGAUGACCCAGUUAAAGCCAUA
This is a messenger RNA of Sarcophilus harrisii (Tasmanian devil), 2771 nucleotides long. It is a transcript of the gene MPZL3, whose product is annotated as myelin protein zero like 3. The transcript is spliced from 6 exons. Bases 14 to 721 code for a protein of 235 amino acids. Gene Ontology annotation, cellular component: membrane. The record is from RefSeq and is a predicted model, not a curated record. NCBI's taxonomy places the organism in Eukaryota, Metazoa, Chordata, Mammalia, Dasyuromorphia, Dasyuridae.